Homo sapiens (human) is the source of this 528-nucleotide messenger RNA. It is a transcript of the gene LGALS1, whose product is annotated as galectin 1. Gene Ontology annotation, biological process: signal transduction. Lineage: Eukaryota; Metazoa; Chordata; Mammalia; Primates; Hominidae. The record is from RefSeq and is marked reviewed. Bases 68 to 475 code for a protein of 135 amino acids. Gene Ontology annotation, molecular function: carbohydrate binding. The transcript has 4 exons. Gene Ontology annotation, cellular component: cytoplasm; extracellular region.
AUCUCUCUCGGGUGGAGUCUUCUGACAGCUGGUGCGCCUGCCCGGGAACAUCCUCCUGGACUCAAUCAUGGCUUGUGGUCUGGUCGCCAGCAACCUGAAUCUCAAACCUGGAGAGUGCCUUCGAGUGCGAGGCGAGGUGGCUCCUGACGCUAAGAGCUUCGUGCUGAACCUGGGCAAAGACAGCAACAACCUGUGCCUGCACUUCAACCCUCGCUUCAACGCCCACGGCGACGCCAACACCAUCGUGUGCAACAGCAAGGACGGCGGGGCCUGGGGGACCGAGCAGCGGGAGGCUGUCUUUCCCUUCCAGCCUGGAAGUGUUGCAGAGGUGUGCAUCACCUUCGACCAGGCCAACCUGACCGUCAAGCUGCCAGAUGGAUACGAAUUCAAGUUCCCCAACCGCCUCAACCUGGAGGCCAUCAACUACAUGGCAGCUGACGGUGACUUCAAGAUCAAAUGUGUGGCCUUUGACUGAAAUCAGCCAGCCCAUGGCCCCCAAUAAAGGCAGCUGCCUCUGCUCCCUCUGAA